This is a messenger RNA of Ceraceosorus bombacis, 857 nucleotides long. The record is from the annotation of a GenBank genome assembly. NCBI's taxonomy places the organism in Eukaryota, Fungi, Basidiomycota, Exobasidiomycetes, Ceraceosorales, Ceraceosoraceae.
AUGCGACAAUUGAAGCAUCAUGAGCAGCGUCUGCUCAAGAAGCACGACUUUCUGAAUUGGAAGAGCGAUGCGAAUGAGCGCGAGGUGAAGGUGAUGCGCCGCUACCAUAUCCAGGACCGAGACGACUAUCAUCGCUACAACAAGCUUUUGGGAAGGAUACGACACUUGGCUCUUCGCUUAUCCACGCUGCCAGCUCAGGACCCUUUUAGGCACGCCAAAGAGGAGAGCCUGCUUGCGAAGCUGUACGAUAUGGGCUUGCUGACUACUGGUGCCAAGAUGAGCGACGUGCUCGAGAAGCUCAACGUUUCUAGCUUCGCUCGAAGGAGAUUGCCGGUGGUCAUGGUCGGGCUCAAAAUGAGCGAAACGGUGAAACAGGUAAGUCUACCACCGAGCAGGAUUCGUAUCAGACUGCUACGUGUCCUGGUAAACUUGAUGCGAUGUCGCUCGUGCUUACAGCAUCACUGCUCUCUGUCCGUCGCUACAGGCUGUAGAGCAUGUAGAGAAAGGCCAAGUCAGGGUUGGCACAGAUGUCAUCACAGACCCAGGUGUGUGGCGCGAUCCGAUUCUCCUCUUGCGCGUCUGGCGCCUGAAUCCAGCACUGACUCUCGAGGCUGAUCUUUCCCUUGCACUGACCGCAGCCUUUGCAGUCACGCGGAAUUUGGAAGACUUGUAAGUGGUGAACCGUUCACCAGCAUUUGUGGAACCCCUCGACGCCCCGGAACGCAUGCAUGCUCACACCACUCGCGUGUUCCUCUUACCGCUUCCUUUUGUGCAGCGUCUCGUGGGUGGAUCAGUCUGCCGUCAAGCGCACCAUCAAGAAGUACAGCGGGGAGCUGGACGACUUUGACCUUUUGUGA